Molecule: messenger RNA, 1635 nt
Organism: Vitis riparia (riverbank grape)
Lineage: Eukaryota; Viridiplantae; Streptophyta; Magnoliopsida; Vitales; Vitaceae
Product: cytochrome P450 71A1-like
Exons: 2
Coding region: 38-1561 (507 amino acids)
Molecular function (GO): heme binding; oxidoreductase activity, acting on paired donors, with incorporation or reduction of molecular oxygen; iron ion binding
Source: RefSeq, a predicted model, not a curated record
AAAGCUUUGCAAUUGUUCUUCACUAGAAGAAGCUCCAAUGGCUCUCCUUCAAUGGCUGAAGGAAGGUUUCCUACCCUCCUUCCUCUUUGCAGGCAUUAUUCUAGUAGCGGUGCUGAAGUUUCUUCAGAAGGGCAUGUUAAGAAAAAGAAAAUUCAAUCUCCCACCCAGCCCUCGGAAGCUACCCAUCAUUGGCAACCUUCAUCAGCUUGGCAACAUGCCCCACAUUUCUCUCCACCGCCUGGCUCAGAAGUUCGGCCCCAUCAUUUUCCUGCAACUUGGAGAGGUGCCAACAGUGGUAGUUUCUUCCGCUAGAGUAGCGAAAGAAGUGAUGAAGACCCAUGAUCUGGCUCUUUCAAGCCGCCCCCAGAUCUUUUCAGCAAAACACCUCUUCUAUGAUUGCACUGAUAUUGUGUUCUCUCCCUAUAGUGCUUACUGGAGGCAUAUACGGAAAAUUUGCAUACUUGAGCUACUGAGUGCCAAAAGGGUCCAAUCAUUUAGUUUUGUCAGAGAAGAAGAAGUUGCUCGCAUGGUUCAUCGGAUUGCAGAGUCAUAUCCCUGCCCCACCAAUUUAACCAAGAUUCUUGGACUCUAUGCAAAUGAUGUCCUUUGCAGGGUCGCCUUUGGAAGGGAUUUCUCAGCAGGAGGGGAGUACGAUAGACAUGGGUUCCAAACGAUGCUCGAGGAGUAUCAAGUAUUGCUUGGAGGAUUUAGUGUGGGAGAUUUCUUCCCUUCCAUGGAGUUUAUACACAGCUUAACAGGCAUGAAAUCAAGACUACAAAACACCUUUCGACGUUUUGAUCACUUUUUUGAUGAGGUGGUGAAGGAACAUCUCGAUCCCGAGAGAAAGAAAGAGGAACACAAGGACCUCGUUGAUGUUUUACUCCAUGUCAAGGAGGAAGGAGCUACCGAAAUGCCUCUCACCAUGGAUAAUGUCAAGGCCAUCAUCUUGGAUAUGUUUGCUGCAGGAACUGAUACAACCUUCAUAACCCUAGAUUGGGGAAUGACAGAGCUCAUCAUGAACCCUAAAGUCAUGGAAAGAGCACAGGCUGAAGUAAGAAGCAUUGUUGGAGAGAGAAGAGUUGUGACAGAGAGUGAUCUUCCACAACUGCACUACAUGAAAGCUGUCAUCAAAGAGAUCUUCCGAUUGCACCCUCCAGCACCAGUUUUAGUCCCAAGAGAAUCCAUGGAAGAUGUAACAAUUGAUGGGUACAAUAUUCCAGCCAAAACAAGGUUUUUUGUUAAUGCCUGGGCAAUAGGGAGAGACCCAAAAUCCUGGCAAAACCCUGAAUCAUUUGAACCACAAAGAUUCAUGGGUAGUACUAUUGACUUCAAAGGCCAGGAUUUUGAGUUGAUACCUUUUGGGGCUGGGAGAAGAAGCUGCCCAGCUAUUACAUUUGGAGCAGCAACUGUUGAGCUUGCUCUUGCUCAACUUCUCCACAGCUUUGAUUGGGAGCUUCCCCCUGGCAUCCAAGCUCAAGAUUUGGAUAUGACAGAAGUUUUCGGCAUCACAAUGCACAGGAUAGCUAACCUAAUCGUGCUUGCAAAACCACACUUUCCCUAGGAUAAUACCAUGCCAAUCAACAAGUCAGGUCAUGUUCGAUUACAAUAAUUUCAAGGUUCAUCCUAAAUUCAACA